Messenger RNA from Ipomoea triloba (trilobed morning glory), 1222 nucleotides. Its product is annotated as transcription factor bHLH30-like. The transcript has 3 exons. The record is from RefSeq and is a predicted model, not a curated record. The coding region runs from base 260 to 1036 and encodes 258 amino acids. Gene Ontology annotation, biological process: regulation of DNA-templated transcription. Gene Ontology annotation, molecular function: DNA-binding transcription factor activity; protein dimerization activity. Lineage: Eukaryota; Viridiplantae; Streptophyta; Magnoliopsida; Solanales; Convolvulaceae.
UGGCCAAAGUUCUCUCUCACCAACUCUUCCUAAAAAAAGAUUGAGCGAAUUCUUAGGAUCCGAUCCAAACAACACUAUUAUUGUAUAUCGCUACCUAGUAAAAACAAAAUCUUUGCAUCAUCUAUCGUCUCGGUAACCAUCGGAAUCCAAUCCUCUCUUUUGCGGAUUUGUUUUCAGAUUGCAGAAUCUUAGUAUCUCAUCAUCUGCAGAACUCCACAUAUCUCGGUUUGGCGGCGGCGGGUAAGAACAAGAAUUGAAGAUGCAGACAUUUCCGAGCUUUUACGAGGUGGGGAGCUGUUCGGAGUCGUAUAAUAAUUUUCUUCAAGGAAUAAUGGGGUCUUCGGAGAUGAUGAUGAAUAGCUUGGAAGAUACCUCGUGCGUGAGCCCGAGGUCGCUGGCGGAGGCGAAAGCCAUUGCCGCCAACAAGAGCCACAGCGAGGCUGAGCGCCGGCGCCGGAAGCGAAUAAACGGCCAUCUCGCCACCCUCCGCACCCUCCUCCCCAACACAAUCAAGACGGACAAGGCAUCAUUACUAGCGGAGGCGGUGAAGUGCGUACGAGAGCUGAAGAAGACCACCACCGAGCUGGCGGCGGCGCCGGAAUCCGACACCGACGACGACAGUAGUUUCAUCGGCGGCGCCGGCGGCGAGGUUAGGCGGACGAAAUACAUGUUCCCGAGCGAGACGGACGAGCUGAAGCUGAGCUACGCGGCGGGGGAGGAGGGCAGCGGGAACUUAAAGGCGGCGCUGUGCUGCGAGGACCGGCCGGAGAUCAUAACGGAGGUGGUCCGGGCGUUGAAGACGGUGGAGGGGAAGGUGGUGAGGGCUGAGAUGGCGACGGUGGGAGGGCGGAUAAAGUGCGUGCUGUGGGUGCAUGUUGAGGGUUUGAAUAAUGGCGGCGGCCGAGGCGGUGGAGAGGAGGUGGUGGCGGCGGUGCGGAGGGCGCUGAAAGUGGUGCUGGACAGGUCAAAUGCUGUGGUUAACUCGAGCCAGUCAGACUUGACGGGUCAUAAGCGGCCCCGUCUCUAUCAGUAUUGAUUAUUAUGUCACUUUGUUGUCGCUGUGGUUGAUUGGGACAUGUAAAACCCCAUACUAAUCCCCCAACAAAACAUGAAUAUAAAUGAAUUAAUGUAUAACGUUGUGGUUUCACGUGCACUUUUGUGGAAUUUUUGUAAAUUAAUGUUAGUUAUAUUAGUUUGGUAAAUGAGUCAAGUUACUCCUGAA